AUACAUCGAGGCGGAAUUCCAAUACUGAAGCCAGCGCGAGACGUGAAGUGUACGCGCGGAAGCUUGUCCCGAGGCGUUGGAAUAAGCGUUUAAACACAGAGUUGAGGCCCAUCGACAGACAGGGAAUAUGGCGACACGGGACUUGACGCGUCAGUUCCUUCAGUUGCGUGCGGAUGAGAAGGCUAAAGUGCUGCGACGCAAGAAUAUCGUGAGCCACCGCGAAGAGGGCAAUGCACUCAUAAAGAGCGCGGACCAGGAAGCCACCAGUGUCGCUAUCGCUCCCGGUUGGGUGGACGUUGUGAACGGCACCAAUCAGCACGUGGCGCGUAUUAAGGAGAUGAGUACGUGGCAGAAGAUGGCGAAACCGGAGCAGAAUGGAGGGGGGCUGAUGUAUUAUAUUUGUUAUUGAUACUGCAGUGGAGAAGCUCAAUAAACUGCAUACGAGCCGCUUGAUGGUGCGCUUCGACGGUCAAGAGUCCAAAUAUGAGCGGGAGAUCGACCAGUUGACGCAGGACAUUACGGACGAGUUCCGCAGUGCUGAGAAGGGGCUGCGGCGUAUGGCACAAAGUGAUCGGAAUGGGGAGUUCUCCGCCGCUGACGCGAAGACCAGACAGAAUGUGCAGAGAGCAUUGGCGACGCAGCUCCAGACAUUAUCAGGCGACUUCCGAAAGUCACAGAAGACUUAUCUUGCACGUGUAAAGAACCAGAAAGAGGGCCCCGUCGAGUUCGACUUCCUAGCAGAAAAUGACGCCAAGCAGAAACGGCGUGGUGGAGCUGACACGGGAUUCACACAGGCUCAGAUCACGGAGGUGGAGAUCGCUGAGGACGUCAUCAAUGAGCGUGACCAGGAGAUCCAACGUAUCGCCACGUCCAUCACGGAGUUGGCCACAAUAUUUAAGGAACUAGCCGUGCUCGUGAUCGACCAGGGCACGAUCUUGGACCGCAUCGACUACAACAUGGAGCAGGUGGUGGAGCAGACGGAGAAGGGUAUCGAGGAACUGGAAAAGGCUGAGGAAACGCAGAAGAACAGUCGUCCCAUGAAGUGCAUCGGGCUGCUGCUCGUCAUGAUCUUCGUCAUGACAGUGUUGCUUGUACUCAAACACUCGUAGAAGACACCUAGUCCACUCCCUCUAAAAAUCAAUCUCAACCACAAUAUUGUCUUUCAAUAUUACGU
Phytophthora nicotianae INRA-310 is the source of this 1174-nucleotide messenger RNA. RefSeq lists its product as hypothetical. Gene Ontology annotation, biological process: vesicle-mediated transport; intracellular protein transport; vesicle fusion. Bases 453 to 1109 code for a protein of 218 amino acids. Gene Ontology annotation, cellular component: SNARE complex; endomembrane system; membrane. The record is from RefSeq and is a predicted model, not a curated record. Gene Ontology annotation, molecular function: SNAP receptor activity; SNARE binding. NCBI's taxonomy places the organism in Eukaryota, Oomycota, Peronosporomycetes, Peronosporales, Peronosporaceae. The transcript is spliced from 3 exons.